CAUAUCUCAGCAGGCAGUUUUCAGCCUCAUUUCGGAAUUAACUGAACUACAAACUAUUAUUCUCCAACAAUCGACAAAUAUAUUUUGGGUGGCAAGAUGAGCGCGGAGGAGCGUGCUCGGGAGUAUGUGUGCAAUGUGCAACUGCAUGUGGAGCCCAGCGAACGACCCAAGUUGCCACCAGGGUGUCCCCCUCCUCUGGAUUCCCGGAGUACUGAAUCGGAGCCGCAGCACUCGGAAGAAUGCUGCGUUGAGCUGGAAAAUGUGACGGUGAAGUUCCGGCUAUCGGAUUCCGAAAUCCUGGCCCAAGUUUAUCCCAACUGUAUGCUUUUGGGCGAGAUAAAACAGGAUCUUGCUCGCAAGUUUGAAGUGGCACCGGAAUGGCUCGUCCUCCGACAGGAUAAUCGCAUUCUGUGCAACUCCGUGCCUUUGAACUCCACUGCCCUAGAUGAGUUCGGCAUUCAUGAGUUCCAACUGGAGAUGAAUAAGGAGGGUAGAGAGGAUCAGACCUCCAAGCUAGAUCUGGAUGUGUACUAUGACAAACACCGUCUGGCCGACUUUAUCACUGUCCACAUCUCUGGUGAUGACACCCAGGAUGGCCAGUCCAAAACCGUGGUCGUAGAGAUCGAGAAUGCAGCGAUAGUCAAGCCAUUCCUCUGCGGCUAUAGGGAUCAAAAAACGGGCAAAGAGUACUUGGACGCAUUUACCCAAACUGGACCGUACUUUGACAAGAUGAAGUACAGGAAGUACAAGACCAGGGAUACCCAGACAUGGGAGCAAAAGGAAAAGACUCUGAACACAGCCCAUGAGCAAUCGGUGCAAUGCCAUCUGGAUGGUAUUAAUAUACUAUAUGUUUCCGCCGCCAAUGACUUUACCAUAGUUCCUGGCAAGUACCAGACUUUUGCCCAGAAGGAGCGAGCAGAGCGGAAGCUCGAAAAGAUUUUGCUCAUCCAGCGAAACUGGAGGCGCUGGAUUUUGUGGAAAUAUAUUCACCUGCGGGCGCAAGAGUAUCGUCGCCUGGUGCAGAAUCGCGAGCACGAGGAUGAGCGGUAUGAGAAGUGCGUGGAACAGCGCAUGGAGCGACACCGGGUGAUCAAGCAAUUCCCACGCAACAAGGAUGACUUCGAUCUGCUAUAUGCUGAGGUGGCUCGUUGGAAAAAGGCGGAGCUAAAGCGUAUUACCGCCAACUAUGAGGGGCCUGCUCGCAUUGCCGAGGUGAACAUCCUGCUGGACAAGGAGAUUCAGCUGCUUAAUGGCGUGGAGCGGCAGCGUAAUCUCGUCUACAAGGCCAUGGAGGAUUUUCGCAAAGAUCAGCUGCUAAAGGAGAUGGGCAAACCGAUCGAGUGGGUUGGCUACAAGGACUCCAAAAUCCACAUGGAUCUGUUGAGCACACAGCGAGUUCGCUUCCUCACCGAGAUCUACAAAGAUCUGCGAAAGCCGCGCAGCAAGGAGGACCGCUUAGACUUCAUCCGACAAGUCAUGGCAGUGCUCACCGAGGAGACUUGCUUCCCACAUUUUCCCGAACUCUUUGAUCUCUUUGAUCGCGAAAAGAAUCUUUUGCUCUAUGCCAAGUCCUUUGACGUGGAAAUCUUGCGCAAACGCCAGACAAUGCUCUUUUUCGAUCUCAUAAAGUUCCAAAAGGGCGAGCCCAAACAAAGGAUUCCAUCGCGCAUGUGCAUUGUAUGCAAAAAGGUCAAGACCUAUGCCGAGUUUGCCAUUCGGACACGUCAGAGCCAUGUGGACACCUGCAAGCACUGUUACUAUCUAAAGCUAACUGCUACUGAGAACACCGUGUACCAGUCCAUUCUACGGUGCAUCCAUCGAGAUGAGCGGAAACGCAAGUGCACCACAUCCUUUGCAUUUGUAAUGCAGCCAGAUGAUGUUCGCCACAUCAUAGACAAAAUAUGGCAUGGACAUUCGGCUCUAAGCAAGACAGAGAAUCUCAGUGAACUAAGAUUACCGCGUUGGAACAAGAGCGAUGACUGGGCACCGUGGAACUGUAUUUGCCUGACGGAACGGGAGACGCGAGAUCACUACAAGAUCGAUGACAUUGAGAAGGUGUAUGAUCCCAAGUUCGUUCUGCACAUCGGUAAUCUUCACAUGCUGGCUCGCAGCCUAUUCCACACCUUAGCUGCUGUGGCCACCGAGUUCCAGGAAACGGGCCAAUGGUGGAAAGUGGGCAUGAACAAGCAACGUUCCAGUAAACUGGAUGCCGUCUAAACUAUGUGGUUAAAAUGACUCCCAGUAACUCACCUUUCGAAAUUUGGGUUUAGCUUGUAAUUCAGCGCCUAAUUUAACAUUUACAAAAUUUUAACAAUUCAAAUAUUGAUCAAUCAUUAC
This is a messenger RNA of Drosophila melanogaster (fruit fly), 2337 nucleotides long. RefSeq lists its product as uncharacterized. The transcript is spliced from 7 exons. Bases 97 to 2217 code for a protein of 706 amino acids. The record is from RefSeq and is marked reviewed. NCBI's taxonomy places the organism in Eukaryota, Metazoa, Arthropoda, Insecta, Diptera, Drosophilidae.